Molecule: messenger RNA, 2043 nt
Organism: Symbiodinium sp. CCMP2592
Lineage: Eukaryota; Dinophyceae; Suessiales; Symbiodiniaceae
Source: the annotation of a GenBank genome assembly
AUGAAUGCAGUCCUUACCCGCGGAUACCGGUUUAAGGACAAGAUUUUUCGGAACGACAUGAUGGUCCUCCUCAUGUACAUCUCCAAGCGCGUCGAAAAUCGCACCCUCUUCGCCUCCACGGGGCUUAUGGCGCUGCUCCUCAGCUAUGCCGUGUCAGAGGCACGGCGAAGGGAGCUGCUGCAGAGCGGCUUUUUGGAGAAGUACUUGCGAGAGGCCCGUGUGUUGCCUGACCUCGGCGAUGGUGCCAAGGCCUCCAAGGGCAUACCCCUCACCAACACCCAGGAGGACAUGGAAUUCCGCACCCUGCUUUGGGGCACCCUGGCUCGAUGCUGUUCCUCCGAGCCAUGUGCCGAGGCAGCCGUGCAGUGUGGUUUCGUGGAGUCCCUCCUCGAGUGCUUGGAUGCCGAGGCACCGCCGGAGAAGUGGAGCCAAGAGCAACGGCGACAGGUGCAAUUGGAAGCUUUGUCCUCCUUGUUCCAGCUGGUACAAUACGUGCCGGAUGCCUUCAUGGAGGCACAAGGCAAUGCUAUGGUCUUGCAGUUGCUUCAGGCAACUCGAAGCCGAGAAGUUCAGAAGAAGUGUCUCCACCUACUGCAGGUCGCUGUGCGCAUGGGCCCACACUUUGCCGAGAACCUGGGUCAGCUUGGAGCCGUGGGAACUUUAGUGGAGCUCUUUACGGACAAGGACAAUCCCAUGACCUCCAGGCAAAUGUGCGCCUCGGUCUUGGCGACCAUGUGCAAGGAGUACCCCGAGAAUGCUCGCGAAUUCCGGAAAAAGGACGGCGUCGAGGCCAUGCGUGAUGAGGUCGUCUACCGGCCCGGUGAGACCACUGACAACCACCUGUUCUACAGCCUUUGUGUGGUGGAUUGUGUGUGGAACGCCGUCGUAGGAACCCGCAAGAACGAGAUCCGGUUCUUGGACGCAGGUGGGCUUUUCGCACUCCUCGAUUGCCUCGAGGUGGCCCCGAUGCUCCUGAAGCGGCAGAUCAUCGGAUGCCUGGCAGAUCUUAUGGAAUACAAGAAGGCCGCCAAGCUCUUCACGCAGUGGAACUCGCAGGUGACCAUGAAGGGUGCACUGAGACUCCUCCUAGAGCUUUGGCAGUGUGAGCAGCAGGCCGCAGGGAAUUUGGCUCCGGACGGCGUGAUACGUGACCUGGAACAGCCGCUGAAUCCUCGUGCACCACCAACCCUGGCUCUUGGUGAACUGAUCGAUGACGGUGAGAGCACCGUUACCAGCACCAGCCGUUUCGCGGGGAAGUUCCGACACGCCAAGAACUUUGCAGACACUGCCGGCACUGGAACCAGCGUAACGACGGCCAGCCAUGGAAGAACGCAGAAGGCCUUCGAGAAGGCCCCGGCUUCCGCACAGCAGCGGCAAGGAUCACAGUGGCUCUCCAGCGGCAUUGAACAGGACUGCCGAGCCAAGAUCUAUGCCGUGCUGAAAUGCAUCGGCUUCGAGUGCCAAGAGACGCUGAGCAUCGCAGAGAGGCAGCAGAUGGAGCUUGUCAAGCUCUUUCCAAUGGCAGUGGAGCUCGAGAUGUGGAUCAAGGUGCAGGAGAGUUUGGCCAACCGGGGCAUCAAGCCCGUGAGUGCAGACAGGCAGUGGAUCGAGGACUGUGUGGUGGAGCGCAGAGACCAAGCAGCCUGGGUGCAGAAUAUCCAGAAGAAGUUGGCCGAAGAGAGGCAGACCGAGGAGGAGGCAAGCCUGGAGCGCUUCUACAAGGACCUCCGCGGCCGCGCUCAGAUCCAGCGGAUGACACAGCCACCAGGUUACCCGCCGCACAUGGGUAGUAAUGACAGUGACAUGUGGAAUGAGCACCUGCCUUGGACGAACGCUGCUGUGCCAUAUGCUGUUUUCUUCUUGGAUUCCGAGCAGCGGAGGCUUGCCACUGCAGCGAGAGAGGGAGAGAGAGAGAGAGAUAGAGAGAGAGAGAGGGAGAGAGAGCGAGAGCGAGAGCGAGAGAGAGAGAGAGAGAGAGAGCAAGCUAAAAAUAUAUGUUCAUCUGAUGUCCGGUGUUGCCAAACGAACCCCCGACCCAAGUAA